Molecule: messenger RNA, 1602 nt
Organism: Scedosporium apiospermum
Lineage: Eukaryota; Fungi; Ascomycota; Sordariomycetes; Microascales; Microascaceae
Exons: 2
Coding region: 1-1602 (533 amino acids)
Source: RefSeq, a predicted model, not a curated record
AUGACCCUCUCCAAGGAUUGCAUUUCCAUGCCCCUCGAGGCUGGAACCUCCCUCCUCGACACCCACCACAUUCCCACCCGCCUCAACGACGCCCUUGAAUACGCCGCACGCCGGCUCGCUCGCAAGUCCAUGCAAAUUGCUCUCGUAGCAGUCUGUCGCGAAUACCACACGCCCUCCAUGCUUCCUGUGUGCAACAGCCCCGUCUUCGCACCACCAUCCUCGCCAGAACCCGGCCCGGUACUCUCUCGGACGGGGUUUUUUGCAGCUUCUUUCAAGAAACGGCUCAUGAGGUCAAACACCCAUCCCACCUUGACGAUAUCUUCGCCUAGCUACAACAGCAGUGACUGGGCACUGCGCAGUGCCACCGCUUCGCCGACUUGGUCAAUCUCUUCCGAGACCACAACGUAUAGUUCGGCUUCAUCCAAGCCCAGCUGGCCUUGCACUCCCGCCACUCCUGGCACCCCUAUGUCGGCUCCACCCAUGACGCCUUGCACUACCGCGUCGUCUCUUACGAACGAGUCGGGGCCCCUGUCUCCUACCGCAUCUGGUAUUAGGUUGGUACACGGCGAUGUACUCUGCCCCAAGGACGAGCAAGUGGUGAGGGAGGUUCUGGAAAAAGCCUCUCGAAAAUAUAAAAUAGGGAACCAGUGGCUCCCGCCCGUCGUCCACCCUUCCACCUAUGGCCUGACCGAUGGCAUCAUCCGCCGAUCUCUCCGCCAAGACGAAACCCUCUUCUCCUCUCACAGUCUCACGCUCUACUGUCUCGACCGCCUCUACACCUUCAAAUCCGCCCUCUCAAGCUACUCCCGCUCGAAAUGUCCCCGUCGGCUAGAGGAUGCCGUCGACGAACUGCGGCGUCUCUUUCUUGCAGGCGGCGGCCGGAAAGUCUCAAAGGCAGAUAUAGUCCGUUCCUACGACUGGCUGAGUGUCAGUGACGCGGCACUGGCCGACGUGGAUAGGAUGUAUCGCCGUGCAUACGGAGGACCAGACGGCAUUGGGGCCAUCGAAGGAAUGCCGAUGCAAGCUGAUCCACUUGACGAAGUGAGCAUCGAACUCGAGAAGAUGGAGACGUGCUCCAUUGAUAGUAUAAGGAUCGAGAUUGAAGAAGCAAUCGACGACAUUAUUUUCAUCCAACGAGCAGAUGAUGUCGUCUCCCCCCUCGAAGCGAACUGGCCCCUUCCCUCUCAGCCACUCAUCAUCUUAGAUCGUCCUACGCCCAUCGUUUCUACUCCCAUCGGUUGGAAGCCUCCCAUCCCAGUGCUACGGCUUCAGACCACUUUUAUUGACAAACACGCUGAGGUACCCAAGGACGUGCCGAGAGAUAAACACGAGGAGGUGGAGGAGGAGGAAGGAGAUCUCACGGCGAGGCCUGAGCGCGCGACCCUGAGACCGUUAUGGCCGACGAUUGGCCCUGGUGCAUCGAUUGAUGAAUUGCUCAGGAGCCCUGAUACGAGAACUUCGCGAUCAUCAGAUAUGUCAAGGCUUGGGCCGAUGACGCCGAAUGGGUACGAUGAUAUAUCGCCUGUGACGAGGGGAGAAUGGGGAUUUUUGUUUUCGGAACCGACGUUCCGAGUGAAGACUGCAGCAGUGGAAACCUGUUGA